Eublepharis macularius is the source of this 5271-nucleotide messenger RNA. RefSeq names its product eukaryotic elongation factor 2 kinase (gene EEF2K). Gene Ontology annotation, biological process: protein phosphorylation. Bases 560 to 2848 code for a protein of 762 amino acids. The transcript has 22 exons. Gene Ontology annotation, molecular function: ATP binding; calmodulin binding; elongation factor-2 kinase activity. NCBI's taxonomy places the organism in Eukaryota, Metazoa, Chordata, Lepidosauria, Squamata, Eublepharidae. The record is from RefSeq and is a predicted model, not a curated record.
GGCAGGCAGGGACUUCCUCGGCUGCCGCCGCGGCGCCUUGGGACGCGCCCCGGGGAAGCCUGAGCUCUUGCAGACGCCAGGCCGCCGCCGCCUCUCGGAGAGGCUUUGCAGCCGUGCGCGGCCGGGGACAGACGCCCAGGGCAGGAGCUGCGGGCGCCGCUGGGCGCGGAGGUCUCCCCAAGACCUCAGAAGAACAUACAUGGAAUACUACAGACAAUCCUCUAGCAGUUGUGAGAAUUUCAGAAUGUGUGCUGGUGUUGUCAUUCACAUAUGAGAAUGAAGUGUGACAUCACAGGGUUCUCUCAAGAGUCAAGACCACUUGCUCCCUUGAACCCACCUCUUAGCUAACAUCUUUCUGACAGAGGCCGCGCUCUGAGGAUUUUUACAACUCUGGUAAUACGUGUGACCCCGUGUCCCAUUUCUGCCUGAAGAAGUGUUCUGUUAGAUACAGAAGCUUGCACUUGACUUUUCUGCUAGAAAUUGAGCUCCUGAAAGGUCCCUCCAUUCGUAAUACUGGCUGAUUCAACCGGCCCAUGUACCAAGCAACUCUCCCACAAACAUGGCAGACGAAGACCUCAUCUUCCACAUGGAAUGCCUCGAUAAUGCCAAAGUAACAAAACCGACCCCUGGAAAUUACCACGAUGGCGACAGUGAGGAAGAAGAUACAUACUACAUCUGCCCUAUAACAGAUGACCCCGUCUUGAUCAAGACUGCAAAUGACAAAGUCACCAACUACUACAGCAAUUUGGUCAAAAACGAUCAAUUUUCUUCCAGCUCUUCUCCUAGAAAUUCUUUCCACUUCAAGAAUGGCACGCCGCAACUUGCUAAGCAUGGCUGUGUGGUUGACCGUAGCCGGGAAGCUUGGAAACAUGCAAUUGAGAAAGCAAAGCACAUGCCUGACCCUUGGGCAGAAUUUCAUCUUGAGGACAUUGAAACAGAACAUGCCACCCGGUACAGGUACAACGCUGUUACUGGGGAGUGGGUCGAGGAUGAGGUUCUGAUCAAAAUGGCUUCGCAGCCUUUUGGCCGUGGUGCAAUGCGGGAAUGCUUCCGGACGAAAAAGCUGUCCAAUUUUUUGCACACACAGAACUGGAAAGGUGCCUUUAACUAUGUGGCCAAGCGGUACAUUGAGACGGUCAACAGGGACGUCUAUUUUGAGGACGUGCGGCUCCAGAUGGAGGCAAAGCUGUGGGGGGAAGAGUACAACCGACAUAAGCCGCCCAAACAGGUGGACAUAGUCCAGACCUGCAUUAUCGAAAUGAAGAACCGGCCAGGCAAACCCCUGUUUCACCUGGAGCAUUACAUCGAGGGCAAAUACAUCAAAUACAACUCAAACUCAGGGUUUGUACGAGACGACAACAUUCGCCUCACCCCACAGGCUUUUAGCCACUUCACAUUCGAACGAUCUGGGCACCAACUGAUCAUCGUUGACAUCCAAGGUGUCGGAGACCUCUACACGGACCCUCAGAUCCACACGGAGAGCGGCACAGACUUCGGAGAUGGCAACCUAGGUGUUCGGGGAAUGGCCUUGUUCUUCCACUCUCAUUCAUGCAACAAGAUCUGCAAAAGCAUGGGCCUCAUGCCUUUUGAUCUCUCCGCCAAAGAGAACGAUGCUUUGUAUCGAAGUAAUAAGCUCCUUGAAUCAGCACGGACAGUCGUGCGAGGCACGGAAGAGAAAUGCGGCAGUGCUCGAGUGAGAACAAUCUCAGGCAGCCGCCCUCCUCUGCUUUUCCGUUUGUCUGAAAACUCUGGAGACGAAAGUAUGAGUGAUGUGGCUUUCGAUUCGUUACCCUCAUCUCCUUCUUCAGCAACGCCCCACAGUCAGAAAAUUGACAUGCUUCACUGGCCUGUAUUCAAUGAAGUGGAUAAUUUGGUUCACAAAGAUCAGGAGGGCCUUGACAACCAAAGGGACUCUGAAAAUGGAGGUGACAGCGGAUACCCCAGUGAAAAGAGAAGUGAUCUGGAAGACAUGGAUCACAGAGAAAAGGGCCAUUCCAACCUCAACCGACGGCAUGAAUCCGACGAGGAUAGCUUGGGAAGUUCCGCAAGGAGAAAUGCUGUUGUAAAUGAAUUCUCUGUGACCACUAAACCCAGUCCCCGGAGCACACUGGUCAGCGUGGAGAAAUGGAAUCUCUACAAUGCCGCGCGAGUUCACGUUCACAGACCUUCCUGUGUUGCCGUGGAAGUUCAAAGACUCAACGCCCUGGAGCUGGAGAAGAAAAUCGGGAAGUCCAUCCUUGGAAAGGUUCAUUUGGCCAUGGUUCGCUACCACGAGGCUGGCCGUUUCUGUGAGAAAGACCAGGAAUGGGAUCAAGAAACUGCCGUUUUCCAUCUGGAACAUGCAGCGGAUUGCGGAGAACUGGAAGCCAUCGUAGGGUUAGGCCUCAUGUAUUCUCAGCUGCCGCAUCACAUUCUUUCUGAGGUCACUUUAGAGGACAACCAAGAAAACAGAUCCAAAGGCUUUGAUUAUUUACGCAGAGCAGCAGAGGCAGGAGAUCGUCCUUCUAUGAUCCUUGUAGCGAGAGCAUAUGACACAGGCAUGAACCUUGCUCCGGAUAGAGACCGAGACUGGAAGGAAGCCUUGUACUGGUACGACGCAGCAUUGAACAUGACGGACUAUGAUGAGGGAGGGGAAUACGAUGGAACGCAAGAUGAACCCCGGUACCUGCUGCUGGCAAGGGAAGCGGAGAUGUUAGCAAUGGGAGGCUUUCAUCUAGAGAAAGACCCGCAGAGAUCAGGUGAACUGUACACAGAAGCCGCCGAAAACGCUAUGCAAGCUAUGAAAGGCAGAUUGGCCAACCAGUACUAUCAGAAAGCCGAGGAAGCCUGGGCGAUGAUGGAAGAGUGAAACUUGAAUACGCUGCUGCUUUUCUUAUAGAUAUUCAGCACAGAGACAUUUUUCUACAAGACUCUUGCUUUGUUUGGGGAGUUGGGGGAAGGAAAAGGGGAAAGCUGAAAACAAGAUGUAUUUUUAUGUGUUUUAGCUGAUCUUGUGGGGUUUUUAUAUGAUUUUUUUCUAACUUUUAUUCCAAAUGGAAAGAAAACUAGAAGCGGUAAAAAUGACUGAUAUUUCAAAGCUGCAUUACUGAUCACCGCUGAUAUUUUAUAAAAACUGCCCAGCCCAAGACACCCUGGUUUACUGGAAAACUGCAAAGUUGAUAUCGGUUUUGAUGACGCUCUUUAUAUGAUGCCCAAAAGAAGAUAAUUUUCUGUAUGCGUCUCACUUCCAUCUUGAUUCCCCCCCCCCCCCUGCAUGGUUGGACCUCUAAUUUUAAAAUAAACUAGUGUCUCAGGUUGAGAUUGGAUCCUUGGGUGCAGGACCCAGGUCUUCAGAGAAAGACAGCUGUCCGUUCCAGCAACUCUGAUCCUGUCAGCAGGGGAAGGAGGAACAACCUACAAAAGGAGACCCACCUGCUUCCGACUCCAGAAGAAUCAGCCACCGAAUGACAACACACCUAGGCAGGGCUUCCUUCAUUUCAUCAUUUCUGCUGCCUAGGAGCAGGCAGGAUCGAGGGGCAUCCUGACAUUAGGCCUUGUGGGCUUGUGACCUCCUGAACUCUUACAAUCACUUUACACAUUAACCUUAUGAUCCCAUAUGCGUAUCCCUGCACAUCUCUCUGUAAUGUUGCAUAAUAUCUGAAGAAAUGUUAUCUUUCUGUGCCCAUCCAGCAGGGAAAGACUGUUAAGCUCUCGUCAAGAUGGGGCAUUUCUACCACAGAGUCGAACCUGCACCCAGAAACUGGCUGAGGGAGGUUUUUGUUUAGUCAGUCAGAACUGCCUGCUUUCAUUUUCUAGAGAGGAGGAGGAGGGCAAAGAAUUUGUUUAGAUUUUUUGUCACAGUGUUCUGUUUUUGGCAUGAAAUUUGCUCAGUGAGCUUCGAUGGCAGUUCAGAUUUGCUCAUUUGUGUGCCCUGUGAACACAACUAGCAGGCUUUGGCCCAGGCAUGGGAUGAUGUUGGCAUACUAUAAAUGCCGAUGAACGGCCCAAGUCGUUCUGGUAAUGUACAUUUUCAAACGGGGCGCUAUAUGUGGAGUGCAGCAAAAAAAAAACCCCCUGGAGCUGCAAUAUAGUUUGUUUCUAUUGUAGAUCUUUUGCCUCGGGACCAGGAGUAUCCAAAAAUCUGAUGAAGUCUCUUGAGCCCCAGAUCUUGAGCAUUUAGCAUCGGGAAUGGUCCUUGCACUAGCAGAAUAGAUCUGUGGAUCUAACCCUGCACUAGCAGAAUAGAUCUGUGGAUCUAACCCAUGGAAUUUCCCUUUGUCUCCUCUGCCUAAAUGGACUUUCUCUAAAUAUUGCAAUGUAAACACUCUGUCUUAGCUGUUUGCCAGGUAACAGCCAUCCUUGAUUUCUUUGUGAAUGACUUGUGUUUACAAAACUAUGCACAAUUUAUUUCAUUGAAUUUCUGUAUUUUUUUAAUGUGUGUUUGUAAUGGAUAAACUUUUGGUAACGGUCUUGCUGUAUUACUAAAGUUGUCAUGAUUUUUUUUUUCAACUAAGGAAUUAACCUUGCAAAAUACAUAAUGGAAACACUUGAUAGCUUUCAUAAGAGGUUGGCAGUUAGCUUAAUAAGGCAUGCAGGACAGGUGAUGUAAUUUAGCAUGCAGAAUAUGCAAAUCUUGUUUUCCCCCACUUAUUAUGUCAGAUCCUCCAGUUUGUGUUUCUUUACUAACUACAGUAUUUUUGCCACGGUGCAGAAAAUAAUGCUGAAUUCUUUCGCUGUACCUUUUAACCUUUCAAAUUGUUAUAUUUUCAAUAUUUUCUAGUUUUGGACUGAUACGUGCAUUAAUAUCUGCAACACCUCAUAGGCAAGUCUGAAUGACCUGACCCAUAUCAAACCCCAGAAACCUCACUUCCGUGCCGUGUUCGUCAUUCCCUUGACUGUGUUUUUUUUAACUGAGUCAGUUCAUAUGUUCAACUGUUAAGUCCUGAAAGGAUGAAAAAAUUGGUGAUAUCCUUGCAUGUGCGAACAGGCUUUAUAUAGUCCACACUGUGUUUUUAUAAGCUUCAUUCAGUGGAAACUCAUGAGGACUUUACAUUGGAGUGGAAUCCCUGGAAUAUUUCUCUGCAGCCAUGUCUGAUUCUCCGUUGGAAGCUUAUACAAUAAAACAAGUUAGUUGUUUGGCUUUAAUUACCCAACCCAGUGUCAAAGAAAAUAGAUCGUUACCUCCGUAAUGAAAGCACUUUUUUUGAAGGAGACGUGGUGGUCUAUGGUUUGAAAUGUGUAAGGAUUCCUUUUCUAGUUUGCUAGUAAAUAAAAAAAAGUUUUGCAAUGAAA